UUUUUUUUUUUUUUUGGAUCAGAAGGUGGAUUCUCCUCUCAGCCAUCUUGCCUGCUGCCCGUCGCCCUGAAGGCUGCUUCUCCUCUCUCCUCCUCCUUUUCCUCCUCCUUCUCAGCCGAAAGUAAACACGGCUUGCAAAUUGCUUGCAACUCCGUGUUAAGAUCCCCGAGAGAAGCGAGAUGGGCUCGCUGCGCCAAAUCUAACCGGAUCGGACUCCAAAAAAAAAAAAAAAAAAAAACAGACGAGGAUUUUACGCAGUUGCUGCUUGAACCAAAGCGGACGGAGGGGGACACGACGCGCCGGAGGGAUGGAGUACGACCUGUUUGGGAUUUACCUGCUCCUCUGUCUGGCUCUCCUGCCCCGAUCCAGUUGCACCACGGCCAAGGAGAUCACCUGCCAGGAGAUCGCGGUGCCGCUGUGUAAAGGGAUCGGCUACAACUACACCUACAUGCCCAACCAGUUUAACCACGACACGCAGGACGAGGCGGGACUGGAGGUGCAUCAGUUCUGGCCUCUGGUUGAAAUCCAGUGCUCCCCGGACCUGAAGUUCUUCCUGUGUAGUAUGUAUACCCCGAUUUGUUUGGAGGACUACAAAAAACCUCUCCCACCGUGCCGGAGCGUGUGUGAGAGAGCCCGGGCUGGCUGUGCGCCCCUCAUGAGGCAGUACGGUUUUCCGUGGCCGGACAGGAUGAAGUGCGACUUAUUGCCGGUGCAAGGCAACCCGGACACGUUGUGCAUGGACUAUAAUAGAACAGACUCCACCACAGUUUCCCCUGUCCUCUCCAAACCCACCAAUCACCCCGGUAAGGGUUAUAAUCCACCUAAAAAUAAGCCCGGUCGACCCGGCGCGCCUGGGAAAUACAAGCCGCCCUCCGCACCGUGUGAGCCGGGAUGCACGUGUCUGGAGCCCAUGGUGCCAGUGAACACGGACCGACACCCCCUUUACAACCGUGUCAAAACAGGACAGAUCACUAACUGCGCCAUGCCGUGCCACAAUCCCUAUUUUACGCACGACGAAAGAGCGUACCGCGUUUGGAUAGGACUUUGGUCGGUGUUGUGUUUCGUGUCAACUUUUGCCACAGUUGCCACUUUCCUUAUCGACAUGGAGCGCUUCAAGUACCCAGAGAGACCUAUUAUUUUCCUUUCGGCUUGUUACAUGUUCGUGUCGGUGGGUUAUAUUGUCAGACUGAUCGCCGGACAUGAGAAAGUGGCGUGUAACCGGGAGUACGACCUGGAGCACAUCCACUAUGAGACCACCGGCCCUGCGCUCUGCACUGUGGUUUUCCUUCUUAUUUACUUUUUCGGCAUGGCCAGUUCCAUCUGGUGGGUCAUCCUGUCUCUAACUUGGUUCCUGGCAGCCGGGAUGAAGUGGGGCAACGAGGCGAUCGCCAGUUACUCCCAGUAUUUCCACUUGGCCGCUUGGCUCAUCCCCAGUAUGAAGUCCAUCGCGGUGCUUGCGCUCAGCUCCGUGGACGGGGACUCAGUGGCAGGUAUCUGCUACGUGGGGAACCAAAACCUGGACAACCUACGGGGUUUUGUCUUAGCCCCUUUGGUGAUUUUAUUCAUAGGCACUAUGUUCCUCCUGGCUGGAUUUGUGUCUCUGUUCAGGAUCCGCAGCGUCAUCAAACAGGGUGGCACCAAAACGGACAAACUGGAGAAGCUGAUGAUCCGGAUUGGCAUCUUCACGGUGCUCUACACUGUUCCAGCCACUAUUAUAGUCGCCUGCUAUUUUUACGAGCAGCACAACAGACAGAGCUGGGAGAUUACGCACAACUGCUCCAACUGUUUACGGGAGAGUGACCGCAGGAGUCCGGACUAUGCAGUUUUUAUGUUAAAGUACUUUAUGUGCCUUCUGGUGGGCAUCACGUCCGGGGUGUGGAUCUGGUCUGGAAAGACUUUGGACUCUUGGAGGACUUUUUGCACCAGGUGCUGUUGGGGCAGUAAAGGCACCAGCGGUUCCAUGUACAGUGACGUGAGCACAGGACUGACGUGGAGGUCAGGCACAGCGAGCUCCGUGUCUUGCCCCAAGCAGAUGCCAUUGUCCCAGGUUUGAAAAAAAAAAAAAAAAGAAAGAAAGAAAGGAAAAACAGCUUAUGAGGACUGCUAAUUGUAGGGGAG
Molecule: messenger RNA, 2118 nt
Organism: Sphaeramia orbicularis (orbiculate cardinalfish)
Lineage: Eukaryota; Metazoa; Chordata; Actinopteri; Kurtiformes; Apogonidae
Gene: fzd8a
Product: frizzled class receptor 8a
Biological process (GO): canonical Wnt signaling pathway; non-canonical Wnt signaling pathway
Cellular component (GO): plasma membrane
Molecular function (GO): Wnt-protein binding; Wnt receptor activity
Source: RefSeq, a predicted model, not a curated record